AUGUGGGACGAAUCCGAUAGACGCGAUAGGCGUGGAGGUGGAGGACGUGAUAGGGACAACGACCGUGAUCGCAGAGGGUACAGGUCACGAUCGCGUGAGCACCGUGGAUAUAGAGAUCGCUCCAGGUCUCCCGAUAGAAGGAACAAUCACCGAGAUGGAGAUAGGAACCGUCCAAAGGAUCGAGGUCCACGACACCAUGAUGAUCGAGAUAAGAGGGAUAGGCGAAGAGACGACGGAGACGAUGCGCCGACAAGGCCAAGGAGGGACGACCGUCGCGAUGAUAACAGGGACCGAAGAGGCAAAUCCCGUCGCUCUGCGUCACCACAAUCACGAAGCCCCUCUUCUAACGAAACAACCCUCCCCACACGUACUCGCCCUGAAGCCAAGCGUCCAGCACCUCACAUGUCCUUUAACGUCGGCUCUCGUGCCAGCCGCUCACCGCCACCGCCCGCAUCACACUCCGAACGUGAAGAAGAGACCGCUCGCUCUGAAGAUGGCCAGGUCUCCGAGGUAGAAGACGAACCUAUGGUAGCUGAGGACGACGACAUGGCUGCUAUGCACGCCAUGAUGGGUUUUGGCGGGUUCGGAACGACAAAGAACAAGAAGGUCUCAGGAAAUAAUGCUGGCGGAGUGCGAAAGGAGAAGAAAACUGAGUAUCGCCAGUACAUGAACCGAAACGGCGGUUUCAACAGACCUCUCAGUCCGUCUCGAUAG
Molecule: messenger RNA, 714 nt
Organism: Fusarium poae
Lineage: Eukaryota; Fungi; Ascomycota; Sordariomycetes; Hypocreales; Nectriaceae
Exons: 2
Coding region: 1-714 (237 amino acids)
Biological process (GO): RNA splicing
Cellular component (GO): precatalytic spliceosome
Source: RefSeq, a predicted model, not a curated record